AUGCAAGCUUUGGUGUAUUUGUUCCUUAUUUUUAUCAUCUGCUUAGAACAAAUUCAUGCAAAAAACGUCACCUUUACACCGGAAUCUAUCAAAAUUACGAUCAAUGACCUUCCAGCACCAAAUGCUAGUGCAUCAGUAGACAAGGAUGCUAUUGUUGUUCAAGUACCACAAGAUCCUGAACUGUUCGUACCAUCUGGAUUUUCUGUUAAACCUUACUUUGUCGGUUUGACAUCGCCGCGCAUCUUAAUAUAUACACCUUCUGGUGAUAUUCUUGUAGCUGAAUCAGUAAUUAGUCGUAUUUCCUGUCUAGUUGAUACCGAUAACGAUGGGUAUCCCGAUCAGCGAACGACAUUUGCUGAUCAAUCGAAUGGCCUUAAUCGACCUUAUGGAAUGAUUUUUCUCAAUAAUUUCUUUUAUGUCGGUAAUCGAGAUGCAUUGCGCCGUUACCCAUGGACAAAUGGUAGUCGAAAACUAGAAGGCACCGGUGAUAUACUCAUGACAUACAAUGCAAACGGCCAUUGGUCACGAUCGCUUACGAUCUCACCAUCACAUGAUAAGAUUUUUGUCGGUAUUGGCUCGGCAACGAAUGUCGAUAUUGACGAUUCGCCUCGAGCAUCGAUUCAACAGGCGAAUAUUGACGGUACAAAUCAGAAGACAUUUGCCGAUGGCCUUCGCAAUCCGACCGGAUUAGCAUUUCAUCCCGUAACCAACGAUAUGUAUGUUGCUUGUCAAGAACGUGACCUUAUUGGUGAUGAUCUUGUGCCAGAUUACUUUACUCGCGUUCGAGAAAAUCAAUUUUUCGGCUGGCCAUAUGCAUAUCUGAGUUCAACUUUGCUUGAUCCUCGACGACGUCUGGCAAAUGGAACAAGUGAACGACCUGAUCUAGUAUCCAAAACACAAACGCCAGAUGUUCUCUUUCAAGCACAUUCAGCCGUUCUCGAUAUGCUCUUUUACACCGGUCAACAAUUUCCUGAACGUUAUCGAAACGGCGCAUUUGCCGCACUACAUGGAUCAUGGAAUAGAAAUGAAGGUACCGGUCAUAAAGUCGUUUUUAUACCAUUUAACAAAGAUACGAAUAGUCCGAUGGGAUACUAUGAAGAUUUUAUUCGUGGAUUUCUAACAGAUCCAUCAGGACCAACGACAUUCGGAAGACCUGUCGGGUUAUUAGUAUUAAAGGAUGGAAGUCUACUAUUUAGUGAAGAUGGAAAUAAUAGACUUUAUCAAGUGCAAUAUGAUCAAUCCACCAGCAGCGGAAUCAGCUACUUUAUAUCGAUAUUACUCCUAAUUACCUGUAGUACUCUUAGUAUUUGA
Molecule: messenger RNA, 1311 nt
Organism: Adineta ricciae
Lineage: Eukaryota; Metazoa; Rotifera; Eurotatoria; Adinetida; Adinetidae
Source: the annotation of a GenBank genome assembly